AUGCAACAACAACACUUUGGCGCACCGCCGUCGUACCUCAACGGCGGCCACAUCAAGUCGGAGAACGGCUCUGAACGUGGCGUGUCGCCUCACCCUUCAGACUCGUCGCGUUACUCGUCGCAGCAACCGCAGCAACAGCUCCCCUCCUACCCUUCGAUUCCCCAACAGCACAUGAACGGCCUGCGUUACCCUUCACCCUCGCAAAUGCAGGCCCCUAUGCCCAUGCUGAACAACAGCAACUACAUUCCCACUCCCCCAGAGCACACAUACGCCCAGCAACAGCAAUUGCCAGAUGCUCAAGUCGGCCACCAGCACAACGGUGGCCGCCCUGCGUCUGACACGGGUCCGCCCAAGGCUUUCGCAUGCUCGACUUGUGGUAAAGGCUUCGCGCGACGCAGUGACCUUGCACGUCAUGAACGUAUCCACAGCGGUAUCCGCCCUCACGUAUGCGACUAUCCCAACUGCGGCAAGCAGUUCAUCCAGCGCUCCGCCCUGACCGUUCACCAACGUGUCCACACCGGUGAGAAGCCUCACAUGUGCGAGCGAUGUGGAAAGCCCUUUAGCGACUCCAGUUCGUUGGCCAGACAUCGUCGCAUUCACUCUGGCAAGCGCCCGUACAAGUGCCCAUAUGCCGAUUGCCAGAAGACUUUUACGCGUCGCACCACUUUGACCCGUCACCAGAACCACCACACUGGUACUGUUGAGGAAGCUGCCGCCGCCACUGCUGCUGCUCUCGCUUCGCGUGCUUCUCAGUCCAGCAGGACUGGUCGCUCAGAUGGCGGUGACUACUCUGAGACAGCUUCACCGCUAGGAACACCGUCCCCCAACGACCGCACCCUCUCCCUCUCGCCCGCUAACGGGAUGCCUGCUGGCGGCAUGCCUGGUCUGCACCGUCAAGGUUCCGACUACGCGUACAUGGGCGGCAUGAACGUCCCUCCUCACAUGCGCCACGAGAUGCCGCAGCCUAGCCCGCGUGCCUCCCCUGCGCUUACGGCACAGUCGUACGCAUCCAACGUGAGCGGCUCUCGCCCGGCAAUUACAUCUCACCCCAGCGCGUAUGGCCCGCCCCCGAUUCUUGAGCCACCGGCGUCUGCAAACCACGGUCAGUCUGGAGGUACCUCCAGUGCCAACGGAAGCCCGCACAUGUCUACCAUGGGCUGGCAAUCACCUGGCCAACAAGCGCUCCCAUCUCCCGGGGCCAAUGACAAUGGUUACGUCUACCCUGAGCCUCAGUACCAGGCUCAGAACGGCAUGUACUACCAGCACAACAACAUCCGCCGCCCAAACAGCACCGAACCAGAUCAUUACAACCCGAAUCAACAGAGGAUGGGCAACGAAAUGUGGGCUCCUGCCGUCCAAUAG
Pyrenophora tritici-repentis Pt-1C-BFP is the source of this 1362-nucleotide messenger RNA. Its product is annotated as Zn-finger protein. The record is from RefSeq and is a predicted model, not a curated record. Gene Ontology annotation, biological process: regulation of transcription by RNA polymerase II. Gene Ontology annotation, cellular component: transcription regulator complex; PcG protein complex; chromatin. NCBI's taxonomy places the organism in Eukaryota, Fungi, Ascomycota, Dothideomycetes, Pleosporales, Pleosporaceae. Gene Ontology annotation, molecular function: DNA-binding transcription factor activity, RNA polymerase II-specific; RNA polymerase II cis-regulatory region sequence-specific DNA binding.